This is a messenger RNA of Kuraishia capsulata CBS 1993, 1215 nucleotides long. RefSeq lists its product as uncharacterized. Bases 1 to 1215 code for a protein of 404 amino acids. The transcript has a single exon. Gene Ontology annotation, biological process: protein import into peroxisome matrix. Gene Ontology annotation, cellular component: cytosol. Lineage: Eukaryota; Fungi; Ascomycota; Pichiomycetes; Pichiales; Pichiaceae. The record is from RefSeq and is a predicted model, not a curated record.
AUGGUCAAGGACACCGGUUACUACGACAUCCUCGGUAUAACUCCGGAAGGCACCCCGGCAGAGAUCAAGAAGGCGUACCGUAAGCUCGCCCUGAAAUAUCACCCCGACAAGAACCCUGGCGAUGAGACCGCAGCCGCCAAGUUCCAGGAAAUUUCGGAGGCGUAUCAGACGCUGAGUGAUCCUCAAUUGCGCUCGGUUUAUGACGAGUUUGGAAAGGAAAGCGCGGUUCCUUCACAGGGAUUCGAGGACCCAUCUGAAAUCUUCAGCUCCAUGUUUGGUGGCGAGGCGUUCGAGGAUUGGAUCGGCGAGCUGACUCUGCUCAAGGAUAUGAUGAAGGGAGCUGAAGAGGCUGACUCCGCUGUUCCCGAAACUCAAGAGGUGGUCCAUUCUGCCGAUGGGGCAUCUGCAGCAUCUGCCACACCACCGGCUUCGGGAAAGACCAAGAUUUCUGCCGAGGAACGUGAGAAGUUCCGCAAAAUGCAGGAAGAGAAUAGAGAGCAGCAGCGUAAGAAGGCAGAAGAGCUCUCGAAGAAGUUGCUGGCGAAGCUGGACACUGUGAUGGACACGGUCAAGACUGGAGGUGUGCUUAAUGAGGAGUCUAUUUCCAGAUUGUUGAAGAACCUGGACACUGAAAUCGCCGAUCUGAAGAUGGAGUCGUUUGGUCUGGAAAUUCUCCAUCUUAUGGGGAAAGUGUAUGUGUUCAAGGGAACAUCAUUUGUGAAGGCUCAGAAACCUAUCAUCGGCAAGGUUUCGAAGUUCUUCUCUUCAGUUAAGCAGUCUACCAAUACGGCCAAAAGUGUGAUGAGCAUGGCAAAGUCUGCAUUUGAUGUUCAGAGCACCAUGAGUGAUCUUGAGAAGAUGCAAGAGGAAGGUACACUCCAAAUGGACGAAGCUGAUGAAGCUGAGAUCCAGAGGGCCCUCACGGGAAAGUUCAUCAAAACGGCGUGGUUGUCGUCCCGCUACGAGAUCCAGUCUACUCUCACUAAAGUGUGUGAUUUGGUACUUAAGGAUCCAACAGCACCUUUAGAAGUUAGGCUGCUGAGAGCCAGAUUGUUGGUGGUUAUAGGUACCAAGUUCAAGGCUGCCCAGAGAUCUGAGGAGGAACAGAAAGAAAUUCAGAUGUUUGAGGAAUUAAUGCAGGAUGCGAACACCUUGGAUGCGAGAGAACUAAGGAGAAAAAAUCGCAAGAAGGUCGAGAAAAAGGUCGAGGCCUGA